Molecule: messenger RNA, 5267 nt
Organism: Prosopis cineraria
Lineage: Eukaryota; Viridiplantae; Streptophyta; Magnoliopsida; Fabales; Fabaceae
Biological process (GO): recognition of pollen; protein phosphorylation
Molecular function (GO): protein kinase activity; ATP binding
Source: RefSeq, a predicted model, not a curated record
AAUAUGAACAAAAUUCUAUCAUAAGGUGUUAUCAUAUUACCGAGACAGAUUGUUUUCCUGAGUCAGAAAACCAUAUGAGAACAAGUUAAGGGUUAUCCUUCACAGAAUUCCAAAACCCAUUUUCUGCCUCAAUUUCAGAUCAUCAUCAUGCUCUUAGUGGGAUUCAGCAAAAGUGGUUGCUUGCUGAUUGCUUUUAGUGUAUAUUAUUUCUCUUUCAUUCUUCUGGUCUGCGCCUUAGACACCAUCACGCCAUCUCUUACACUCAAAGAACCUGAAACAGUUAGCUCAAGUAAUGACAUGUUCACGCUGGGAUUCUUCAGUCCUCAGAAUUCCACAAAUCGCUAUGUGGGGAUCUGGUUUAUGUCUAAAUCCUCCAUUGUUUGGGUAGCUAACAGAAACAAGCCACUAUCAGAUUCCUCUGGAGUUCUCACAAUAUCAGAUAAUGGCAAUCUUGUUGUUUUGAAUGGGCAAAAACAGGUUGUUUGGUCAACAAAUGUCUCAUCAACUACAUCAAAUUCCAGUGCUCAACUCUUAAAUUCCGGCAGCCUUGUACUUGUAGACAGAACUACUGGAGCAUUCAUGUGGCAGAGUUUCCAGCAUCCUAGUGAUACAUUAUUAAAAGACAUGAAACUCAUUACAAAUCAAAAAGAAGGUAAGAAAAUAAUACUUACAGCAUGGAAAAGUCCAUCUGAUCCAUCCUAUGGAGGAUUUUCUUGCAGUCUUGAGCCCCGUAAUGUUACUGAAGUUUUUGUGUGGAGAGAAAAUCUUCCUCACUGGCGUAGUGGUCCCUGGAAUGGCAGAGUUUUCCUUGGGAGACCAAGGAGUUCAUACAUGUCCUCAAAUGCAUUUCAAAUCAAAAUAAAGGAAGGGAAUUUUGAACUAUAUUUUAAUUUCACAGGUCAGUCUUUAUUGACUACUUUUAGGCUAGAUCCUCAAGGUAAUAUUGAAGAACAACGCUGGAAUUCCAAGGCAAGUAUAUGGGAAUCUGUGUGGACAAGUGGGUAUUCUGAGUGUGAUGUUUAUGGUAAAUGUGGCCCAUUUGGGAUCUGCAAUUCACUGAGCUCACCAAUCUGCAGCUGCAUGAGAGGGUUUGAACCAACAAAUAAAAAAGAAUGGGAAAAACAGAACUGGACUAGUGGGUGUGUAAGAAGAAAACCACUUGAAUUUCAGUGUGAGAGAGGCAAUAAUGGUUCUCAGGCUAGCAAAGCAGAUGUGUUUCUGAAGUUGGAGAGGGUAAAGCUACCAGAUCAAGCGGAGGUUUUACCCUAUGACAUUGAUCAAGAAAGAUAUUGUGGAACUCGAUGCUUAAAAAGUUGUUCUUGUAUGGCUUAUUCGUAUGACACAGGCCUUGGCUGUAUGAUAUGGAAUGCAGAUUUACUUGACAUACAAAGCUUCUCAGAUGGGGGCAUGGAUCUUCACAUACGUUUAGCCUACUCAGAAAUAGGUACAGGAAGGAACGUGACAACUCCUAUUAUAAUAUCAGUUCUGACAGGAGCAAUUCUCAUUACUGCCUCUGGAUAUUUCUUAUGGAAAAAAUGGUCAAAGCAUAAAGGGGAAAAGCAGAUGCAGGUUCGGGACCAAACAAGAAUUACAAACCUGAAGCAAGUCCAUAUUCCAGAGCUAUCAUUGUUUGAUUAUAGAAAGUUGACCACUGCAACAAAUAACUUUGCCUUAGCAAAUGAACUUGGAAAGGGUGGUUUUGGUUCAGUUUACAAGGGAAAGUUAAAAGAUGGACAAGAAAUAGCAGUAAAAAGAUUAUCAAGAUCGUCAGGACAGGGCAUGGAAGAAUUUAUGAAUGAAGUAGAGUUGAUUUCUAAGCUUCAACAUCGAAACCUUGUUAGGCUUCUUGGUUGUUGCAUUGAAAGAGAAGUGAUAUUGGUUUAUGAAUACAUGCCGAACAAAAGUUUGGAUGCAUUUAUCUUUGAUCCACUACAGCAAAAAUCCUUAGAUUGGGUAAAGCGCUUCAACAUAAUUGAGGGAAUAGCUAGAGGACUACUCUACCUUCAUAGAGAUUCAAGAUUAAGAAUUAUACAUAGAGAUUUGAAGCCAAGUAAUAUAUUGUUGGAUGAAGGGAUGAAUCCAAGGAUAUCAGAUUUUGGGAUGGCUAAACUAUUUGGAGGUAGUGAAGGUCAGGCAAAUACAAAAAGAAUUGUUGGAACAUAUGGCUACAUUUCUCCAGAAUAUGCAACUGAAGGACUUUAUUCAGAAAAAUCUGAUGUUUUUAGCUUUGGCGUUUUGCUACUAGAGAUUAUUUGUGGAAGGAAGAACACUAGCUUUUAUGAAGAUGCAGAGUCUUUGUCACUUUUAGGAUUUGCAUGGAAGUCAUGGAUCAAUGCCAAUGCCAUACCCCUAAUAGAUCCACAAAUAUAUGAGCCAAGAUUUAAUGAUGAUAUAUUGAGGUGCAUACAUAUAGGUCUUCUUUGUGUGCAAGAACUUGCAAAAGAUAGGCCCACUAUGGCAUCUGUAAUGUCAAUGAUUCAAAGCAAGACUAUGGAUAUUCCUCCCCUAGGACAACCUGCAUUCAUCUUGAGGCAAACCAUGUCUCAUGCAGCAAAGCAAACUUCAAAUAUUGAUAAAUUAUGUUCUAUCAAUGAAUUAACUGUCUCAAAUUUUGAUGGGAGAUCAGAACAGGUUGAUGGUUAUCCUACACAGCAUACCCAAACCCAUUUUCAGCCUCCAUUUCCUAUGAUCGUUAUGUUCGUUAUGGGAUUCAGUAAAAAAGCUUACUUGUUACUUACUUUUAUUACAUUUUUCAGUGUUCAGGUUUGUGCCUUGGACACCAUCACACCAUCUCUUUCAAUCCAAGAACCUGAAACAGUAAGCUCAAACAAUAACAUGUUUACGCUGGGAUUCUUCAGUCCUCAAAAUUCGACCAAUCGCUAUGUAGGGAUUUGGUUUAUGUCCAAAUCCUCUGUUGUUUGGAUAGCCAACAGAAACAACCCAUUCACUGAUUCUUCUGGGAGUCUCACACUAUCAGAGAAUGGUGACCUUGUUGUUUUGAAUGGGCAACAACAGGUUGUUUGGUCAACAAAUGUCUCAAUUACAUCAAAUUCCAGUGCUCAGCUCUUAGAUUCUGGAAACCUUGUCCUCGUAGAUAAAACUACUGGAGUAUUCAUGUGGCAAAGUUUCCAGCAUCCUAGUGAUACAUUAUUACAGGACAUGAGACUCAACCGUCCAAAAACAGGUGAGAAAGUGCAGCUAACAUCAUGGAAAAGUACAUCUGAUCCAUCCUAUGGAGUAUUUUCUGGCAGUAUUGAACCUCAUAAUGUUACUGAAGUGUUCAUAUGGAAAGAAAAUCAUCCUUACUGGCGCAGUGGUCCCUGGAAUGGUACCCACUUUCUCGGGGUACCUGGAAGUUUGUCCGUGUUCCUGAACGGCUUUCAGAUUAAAGGAGAGGAAGGGAGUUUUGAGCUAUAUUUUCAUUACACAGAUAAAUCUAUAUUGCUAACUCUUAGGUUAGAUCCCCAAGGUAACAUACUAAAACAACGUUGGAAUGCUCAGACGAAUAUAUGGGAACUUGAGUGGAUAACAGGUGAUACAGAGUGUGUUUAUGGGAUAUGUGGUCCAUUUGGUAUCUGCAAUUCGUUGGGCUCACCGAUUUGCAGCUGCAUGAGAGGGUUUGAACCAAAAUACAUAGAAGAAUGGGAAAGGCAGAACUGGACCAGUGGGUGUGUGAGAAGGGAAGCACUUCAGUGUGAGAGAGACAAAAAUGGUUCUCAAGCUAUCAAGGAAGAUGGGUUUCUAAAGUUGGAAAGGGUAAAACCACCAGAUCAUGCAGAGGUUUUACCUUUUAGUUUUGAAGGCACUGCAGAUUGUCAAACUCCAUGCCUGAAGAAUUGCUCUUGUGUAGCUUAUGCACUUACCACAGGCCUUGGUUGUAUGCUUUGGUAUGCAGAUUUACUUGACCUGCACAGAUUCUCGGAUGGAGGAGUUGAUCUUUACAUACGUUUAGCCUACUCAGAACUAGAUACAGAUAGGAGCAUGACAACACCUAUUGUAAUAUCAGUUCUAAUAGGAACAAUUCUUAUUACUACUUCUCUAUAUUUCUUAUGGAAGAAAACGAAAAAGCAAAAAGGUGAAAUAACGAUGCAAAUUGAUGACAAAAGAAGGAUUACAAAUCUGAAGCAAAUCAAAAGUCAGGAGCUAUCAUUGUUUGAUUAUAGAAGGUUGGCAACUGCAACAAACAACUUUGACUUAGCAAAAACUUGGGCAGGGUGGUUUUGUCCAGUUUACAAGGGUAAGUUGGAAGAUGGACAGGAAAUAGCAGUGAAAAGAUUAUCAAGAUCGUCACGACAGGGUAUGGAAGAAUUUAUGAAUGAAGUGGAGUUGAUUUCUAAGCUUCAACACCGAAACCUUGUUAGACUUCUUGGCUGUUGCAUUGAAAGAGAAGAAGAGAUAUUGGUUUAUGAAUACAUGCCAAACAACAGUUUGGAUGCAUAUAUCUUUGAUCCUUUGUGACGACAACUUUUAGAUUGGGGGAAGCGCUUCAACAUAAUUGAGGGAAUUGCUAGAGGAUUGCUUUAUCUUCAUAGAGAUUCAAGACUAAAAAUUAUACAUAGAGAUUUGAAGGCAAGUAAUAUAUUGUUGGAUGAAGGGAUGAAUCCAAAGAUAUCAGAUUUUGGGAUGGCUAAACUUUUUGGAGGUGGUGAAGAUCAAGCAAAUACAGGAAGAAUUGUUGGGACAUAUGGCUAUAUUUCUCCAGAAUAUGCAACAGAAGUACUUUAUUCAGAAAAAUCUGAUGUCUUUAGCUUUGGUGUUUUGUUGCUUAAAAUUAUUAGUGGAAGAAGAAACAUUAGCUUUUAUGAAGAUGCAAAGUCAUUCACACUUUUAGGAUUUGCAUGGAAACUAUGGAUUGAAGACAACAUUAUAUCUCUAAUAGAUCCAAAAAUAUAUGUUCCAAGCUUUCACAAGGAUAUAUUGAGGUGCGUACACAUAGGUCUUUUAUGUGUGCAAGAACUUGCAAAAAAUAGGCCCACUAUGGCCUCUAUAAUGUUAAUGCUCCAAAGUGAGAUUAUGGACAUUCCUCCCCCAGACCAACCUGCAUUCAUCCUUAGACAAAAAUGCCUCAUUCAGUAGAGCAAACUCCAAAAAAUGAUGAAUUAUAUUCCAUCAAUAAGUAACUAUCUCAAAUUUUGAGGGGAGAUAGACAGUAGUUAAUGAUGUUCUUGUUUUCAUUUUGAUCAUUCAUUGACAUGUAAUUUCAAUAUUUUCAAUAGUGUAGCUCUAAACCUUGUGUCUACAAAAUUUUCUAUCUUGUUAGCCCUAAA